AGAAAAUGUGGGUUGGGUGGCAGGGCAGGGCAGGGCAGGGCAGGGAAGUGAAGGGCAGGGCAGGGGAGGGGCAGUCGGGCCGCAUCGGGCCGAGCAGCAGUAUCGACGAGAGGAGUUGCUCGCGCGAGUUUCUGUCUCUGUCUGGUCGAUGCCGAUGCCAGGCCGAGAUGGUGACCCGAGUAAUUGACGAGCGGACGGGGCAGGCAAUUUGAAAUAUUCUUCGUGCACGGUGCUCGGGAGAGAGGGAGGGCAGGGCAGGGCUCCCAGACCUACUGUGGUUGACUAGAACGGGGUUUGGAGUAGGAGAGACGCUGUAUAAUAUAAUAUCCAAUCUGCUGGCAGGAAGAGGCAGGCAAGGCACAAAUUGUGGGCACUUUUGAGAGCAGGAAAGAAUCCUGUGCUGCCUGCCUGCCUCUCUCUGGGUCCUGGGGGAGAGCAAGAGAGACAGAGAAGGAAGCAAGGAAGGGGAGGAGAUGCAUGUCUCCCUGGUGCUGGGGCAGAGAGGGAGAGAGAGAAGUUGGAGGAACAGGCAGCAGUAGCAGCACCAGGAAAGGAAAGGCCAGGAAAAGGCACAGCAAAGCCAAGCAAAUUCUUCUGUUGGUAGAAGGGAAAGGGACAGGAAGGGAGGGAGGAAGGAAGGAAGCAAGGGUAGAAGAGGAUUGAUUUGAUUGCCGGGAGGAAGGAAGAUUGGGCAAGGAAGCAAGUGCAGCGUUGGAAUUGGACUCUUGCUGUGCUGGUGGCAGUGAGUCAGGCUGGACAGGAAAGGGACUUGACGGUAGGGGGAGGGUAUGGCACCCUUGGCACCUUCGGCGUGAAGCAGGAUAGAGGAGUAGGAGAUGCAGAGGCUGGAGAGCUUUGAUGGUGAUGGAGAGAUCAGUUAGAUGCCAGGCCGUGGGCACUGUUGCUGGCUGGCUGGUUGCCCUGUCUGUAUCAAGCUCUUGAGGGCACAACGUUUGUGUGGUCUUUUCCUGGUGGCGUGACAAAGUUGUUGCAGCCAAAGCCCAUCCCUGGCCUGGACAGGCCCUACCUAGAGAAGAGACAGAAGACGAGGAAGAAGAAGAGAGGAGAAGAGAAGAGAGAGAAGGGAAAGCGUGCUACUUAUGCAACUGCAGAAGUAUUGCGCUGAGAGGCGUUAGCCUACAGUCUCCUUUAACUGCCGAACUUUGAGGUGGGUGUAGAAGAUGGUCUGUGAUCCGUCCGAAGAUUUGUAGGCACCCCGUGCAGAAAGGACUGACUGAUUGAUCAAUCGUCGGUCAAAGAAUCGCAAAGAGUCCCUUAGGGACAUGGAUUGGUCCAUGUUUUAAGUAGCCAAUUUUAAAGUGUAGACGUCACCUUUGUCAACUUUUCUAAGCAUUGGGUUUGUUACCAAGGAGGUCGUAGGCCAAAUACACGCAUCCUGCGCACUCCUAAGUAUUAACAUUAUCCUGUACUCGCGGAAACGCUGAAGUUCCCGAGUAUGCUCUGUAUGGGUUGUCAUAGCUGAGACUUGCCAGGGGUUACAGGCAGUUCUUUCGAGAUUUGCACAACAAUCGAACGUCCCUUGUCCCCGACAACCUUGGUACAGUUUAAGAAUAUUUCGCCAUGCCCCUUGCAGAGGCACUCUGCCUGUCACCUGGGGCUACCUCCAGGUCCUUCGGAGAUUUAUACUUAGGAUCCCGUAGCCCGAGUUAACCCCAGAUCAAAUGCAGAUUGGACGACAUGGCGCAAAUCGCACUGAGGCCUGCUGAAACACUUCUGAAGUCAGAGGCCAUCAAUUUGAUGAAACGAGAGUUAACUUACAUUGGAUCAGCAGCGGUAUCAUCGAAUUCAAUGGCGAAAAAGGAUCAGAUUGAAGAUUCAGAUGCGAGUAGUUUUGAUGAACUAGACGAACCUCGACCGGUCAGGAAGAAAAGGCCCAAUCGGCGGUAUGCCGAGCAAAGCAGCGAUGAUGAGUAUUGUCUACGAGCUCUCAAGAGAUCCAUGCCAAGAUACAAGGAGAUUGACAGUAGUUCUGAGAGUGAGUCGGAUUUCACUAGACCAUCGCGAGAUACUGCAUUGAAGCCUACAGGUCUGCCCAUUGGAGUAGUGAGAGGAUGCGUCAAGUGCAGUGACUGUCAAGCGGUAUUGGCGAGAUGGCAUCCAGAAAAUGGUUGCAGACCGUUGGUAGACGAAGCACCCGUAUUUUAUCCUAGUGAAGAGGAGUUCAAGGACACGUUAGGAUACAUAGCCAAAAUUCGUUCUGCAGCAGAGCCUUAUGGUAUCUGUCGAGUUGUACCACCACCAGGAUGGAAGCCACCUUGCCCCCUACGAGAAGAUACAGCUAGACUACGUUGCUUGAAGUUUCCUACCCGUGUACAAGAGAUUCACAAGUUGCAGGUUAGAGAAGCAGUGAAGAAAUGCCCUCAGGUCAAGCAACGACCUGGAGGAAGGAGAGGUAGGGGAGGCUUCAGGGGACGUAUGGGUAGACCUUGUCGAAGGACGCCCAACUUAUCCAUCUCUGGAGGUCCUCCAAAAGUUGUGCAUCCUGAUGAGUCAUUUGGUUUUGAACCAGGAGCGUCCUUUUCCUUGGGUAUGUUCGAGAAGUAUGCUCAUGAGUUCAAAGAGCAGUAUUUUCAGGACUCGGCUAAUGAAGUUACUCCCAUUAUUACUGGAGAGGAAACUGUGCAUAAAGUAAACCCUUCUGUAGAUGAAAUCGAAGCAGAGUAUUGGCGCAUUGUUGAGCACCCUACUGAUCGAAUUGAGGUUUUGUACGGAGCAGACGUGGAGACCGGAAGUUUUGGUAGUGGUUUUCCCAAAUCUAAGCCUGGAGAGGUUAUCAAUGAUCCAGAUUCUUACGAGAAUUCUGGCUGGAAUUUGAAUAACAUUGCAAGGCUAGCGGGAUCGAUGCUUGCCUAUGAGAACAGCGAAAUAUCGGGAGUGCUGGUGCCAUGGCUUUAUAUUGGGAUGUGUUUUUCUUCCUUUUGUUGGCAUGUGGAAGAUCAUCAUUUUUACUCAUUGAAUUAUAUGCAUUGGGGUUCUCCUAAGGUCUGGUAUGGAGUUCCUGGUUAUGCUGCUUCUGAUCUUGAGACUGUCAUGAAGAAGCACUUGCCUGACCUCUUCGAUGAGCAGCCGGAUCUCUUACACAAGCUGGUGACUCAGUUAUCGCCUUCAAUUUUGAAAGCUGAGGGAAUACCAGUAUACAGACUGGUGCAGCAAGCAGGAGAGUUUGUGAUCACCUUUCCUCGAGCCUACCAUUCUGGUUUCAAUUGUGGCUUCAAUUGUGCAGAAGCUGUAAAUGUUGCCCCAGUUGACUGGCUACCUCAUGGACAGAGUGCAGUAGAGUUAUAUAGAGAGCAGCGACGGAAGACAUCUGUAUCCCAUGACAAGCUCCUCCUAGCAGCUGCAAGACAAGCUGCGAAAAAGCUUUGGCAUAACAGAAACCAGCUGAGUAUGCAGGCCAGUCAGGGAUUCAAUGUCAAGCAGGAAGUACAACAAGAUCUGUCGAAGGAUGGGAGAUCUGGGUGUGAUGAUUUUUGGCAAGCAAUAUGUGGUCAAGGCGGAGUUUUAGUACAAGCGCUUAAGGAACGGGUGCGUAUGGAGCGGGUGAGACAAGCUGCGUUCCUAGGAGAGGUGCACAUGAAGAAAAUGGACCGCGUCUACGAUUCAACUGAUGAGAGGGAAUGUGCAGAAUGCCAUUAUGAUCUGCAUUUGUCCGCAGUUGGAUGUGAAUGCUCUCCUGAGAAGUAUGUCUGUCUGCCUCAUGCCAAGAAUCUCUGCGGAUGCCAAUGGGGGAAGAAGUCUGUCCUUUACCGUUAUGAUAUAGUUCAGCUGGAGCUCCUUGUUGCUGCCCUUGAAGAUAAGCCAGGGGCAUUGAGUAUAUGGUCUCAACAAGAACAAACCCUCAGUAUUUUUGCCCAAUCUUCGCUUCCCCCCCUUGGAAGUCAAGAUGGAGGUACGAAUGGUUCUCUGGUGAAGACCGAAUACACUACCACAAGUCUGUCGUUCGGGAAAGGUACUUUCAGAGCUCAAGAAUUAGAGUUCAGCUUAGCAAAUAAGAGAGAAACUUAUAACUCCCGUUCAGUUACCACUUUAGAUAUACAUGGGAAGUCAUUUCCCCCACAAUGGUUUCAUGGGACAAACUCUCAAGGAGCAGUCCCACCUCAACAAUAUGCAGGGCAUUUUGUAAAUAAUUUUGCUCAAGUUCAGCCUGUAUCUGUGCUUGAAGAGAGUAGGGUUAGCAUAGGUGGAGGAGAGAGACAGUGGGGAUUGUCUUCCGAAGGCAAAGGGCCUGCAAAUAUUGUGGUCAAGAUAGAACCCCAGACUGCUGAAAGAACAGCAUCAUCUGGUAGACCAAUGCUUAUACUUCUUAGCGACGAUGAGGAAGAAAGUUCUCUUAGGAGGGCACGCCUCAGGGAACGUCUUGGGGAGAUGGCAUUCGCCCAUGAAAGAGUAGAUGCUGGAAUGUCAGCUUUGAGCAGUGCAUCAAGUUCUGACGCUGCACAGAAAAUGCCGAUUGAGGGUUGUGAUGUGUUCAAUCCCCGCAUUGGUGCCUUUCCUAUUCAAACAUAUGGCCAUGCUCCAAGUCAUACUGGUACGAUUUGUCCACAAUCAAGUGUAAAUGCUCCUAGUGCGAAUAUGACACCAUUUGUCAGAGUUAACCACCAACAGUCCACCCUUUCCAAUGGGGUCGUUCUUGCCAGUUGUUCUCAAGGGCCAACGAAGAAGAGACCAACCAAACUGAGACAACAAGCGAGGGAAAAUCCAAGAGAGGGAUCUAGAUUGUUGGGCCCUCGAACAGAGCAGCUAUAUACUGCUCAGCACGUGUUCGACGCCGUCCAUGCAAUGCGCUUGCAAAGUGGUCAGGCAGAUCAUUUGCAUUCCACUCAGUUUGGGCCGGACUACAGUGCGGUUGCUCGUGCAGAUCCGAAUGCAAACAUGCACUACGGCGACGUUAACUCAUCAAAGCCAGUGCACUCUGUCAGUGCUCUCCAAGCUUGUCAGUUGUCAACGGCAGACAUUGAAGUACCACCACCGACGCAAGCUGGAGCGGUCAUCCAGUCUCGCACCCCAACAAGGCUGGAGCGUCCCGCUGGUCCACGCAUCGCGAAGGUGGUGCGGAAGAAGAUUCACUAUGAAGUAGAACUGCUGGACGUGGGAGCACUGGUUUUGCGAGAGGGUUGGCACAACAAACAGGCUAUAUACCCUUCAGGUUUCAAAAGCCGUACCAGUUUUUGCAAUGUACUGAAUAUCACACAGACAUCUUUGUACACCUCUGAAGUCAUAGAUUGUGGACAAAGUGGCCCCCGCUUUAAGGUAACACUGGAAGGCAACAAUUCCGCAGUCUUUAUCGACGAUUCAAUAGAUACCUGCUGGCAAACAGUUCAAGAACAGAUAAAUAAGGAAAUUAUAAGAUGUCGGAGCCAAGGUCAUACAAAUCUACCAGCUCUACAACCACCUCAAAGUCUUCAUGGUCUGGAUAUGUUUGGUUUCACUUCACCAAGUAUAGCCCAGGCAGUUGAAGCCCUCGAUCGUUAUCAUCAGUGUACGGAAUAUUGGUCGUCAAAAUUGAAAAGUACAGUUGCUGUCGGGUGUAAUAUUUCACCUCUCAAUCCAUCGGAACAUCGACCUUCUACUCCUGACGAAAUCAAAAUUCUGAGACCGAAAAUCAAAGGAUCUUCUAUCGAAGUGGGCAGCGGACCACUCACAGCCAUAAUGGAACCAGAGUAUCCUCCCAAGGGAAAGCUUGAACAUUACAGUGUUUUGAAGGGCUUCUUCCAUAAAGGGACUCGUGAAGAACUGUGGGCAUUACAUCGACUUUUCAAUUGUGAAUGGCAAGGGAAGGAAUGGAGGGAGGCAUUUCAGGCACUCACAGAUGUACUGGACAUCCGAAAGCCGUAGGGACCAUGUCUGCCUUUCCGUGUAUGCUUCCAAGCCAAGGUAAGACAUGUUUUGAGUACAGUAGAACAAUUUUGAUUCAUUGUCAAGCAUCAAUAAAGUUAAAAGGUAGACCGAGCUUGCGCCAUAUCCGCCGUUAUUCUGUGGCUGGUUUCAAAACUAACUGUGACUGCCGAUCUAAAAUUUCUUUUCGGAUGGGAGAGACGGAUGAUAAUGGAUGUGAACUCAAAUGAAUGUAUAAGGUGAAAGGCUUCACAAAGACCAGUUUCAGUCACUAGUGUAGGAAGUUAAUAUAGCUGUAUGUAAAGCAGUUAACUGCAAAAAGCUAUAUAGUCUUUGAUGGUCGGCAUUGAGCCAAUGAUAAGUCUUACUAAAUUUGUAUCACAAGAACUUUGUGUGUCUGUUAUGAGGUGGUAUAUACAAACUUGGAUCAGAUUGAGACUUCACCGAAUGAAAACUUCAACAGUCAGACUUAAAGUUAGGGUUUCUCCAAAGCUUUCUCAUUCGCCAUUGCAGUUGCCAUUCUGGACUUUUCGAUUGUAGAGUGCGGAAAGCCAGUUUUUCCACGCAGACAAAAUGUGAUUCUUAAUUGAAAUCUGCUCAUUUUAGGUGCUUGUUGAGAUUGAGCGUCUUGCUUUGUGCAAGCUAGGACUUCUCUCUUAAAAUAUGACUUACAUC
Marchantia polymorpha subsp. ruderalis is the source of this 6531-nucleotide messenger RNA. NCBI's taxonomy places the organism in Eukaryota, Viridiplantae, Streptophyta, Marchantiopsida, Marchantiales, Marchantiaceae. The record is from the annotation of a GenBank genome assembly.